UUGCUGCUGCACUUGCUGGGCUUGGUGUUGCAAGGGUGUACAAAUAACUAUCCUGAAUUGUUGCUUCAUACAGAACUUUAUUUUGAAUUCAAAGUCGCUAGAUAUAAUGACGGAGUGGAAAAUCACAGUCGCUAACAAAACGGGAGAAGAUUCAGCCUCUGGUGAGGGAAGUAUUGUGAAGUUUGCACUUUUCCAAGUACCAUCAGAAAAGGAUGAGACGAAUACCUAUCCUUGCGCUUGGGUUGUCGAUAAGGUUGCAUAUCCUGGGGAAAUUCAUGAUAUGACAUUACCCAAUGAAUUUGAGUUGGCAAUCGUAGAUGAAGUAAAUGGUAGCGAGCGAAUAACUGGCCCUUUUCCAGUUUCGUCUGGUAAAGAGGUUUACAUAACCCAAAAGAGUCGCGACGAUCCGCCGAGUCAUGAAAUAAAAGAGGGUAAAGCACUCGACGACAACACGGCGCCCAUGAUUCAGGUGUUUAACAACCAGGGUAACAUUCAGCCUCUCACAAUGGUUCUGUACAAGAAGCAGAAGAAAUUAAUAAUGUCGGAUAAAGUUCUUCCUGGAAGCUCCGUGAAUAUGAGCGUAAAACAACAGAUAAAUAUUCAUGACGCUGGCAACACUAAUGAUAUUAACGAAGGUGACUCGUUAAAAGACCAAGGCAUAGUUACAUCCUCCACUAUGUUCAAGUUAUUACCCUCAACUCCUAGGAUCACGAUAGAUGUACAUCGGGGACCAACUGGUCAACUUUCUUUUAACUUGAGCCCCUUGUGACUUAGUAAGGGUCUCAAUAAGCACUUUUAAGAGAAUACAUAAAAUGAGAUUUCCUGCCAUUUGAGGGGAGCAUUUUACUCCGAUUUUUGAACGACGUAAAUUUAUUGUUAAAUAUAUAUUUUCAACAAUAGUUUCUUUUCCCUAUUUUGGGGUCUUGAAAGUCUGGGCAAAUUGCCCUUUGGUCUCUCCUGUGGGCGCCCCUUAGCAAUAGUUAGGAUUUAGUCAAAUACCAUUCGAUAUCAAAAGUGAGUGCUUGUGUGUAGUCAGUAGUCUUGCUUGCUUCAAUAAAUUUACACAUAGUAAGUUUACAGUUGUUUGGAAAUCUUUUCACGUUCUGGUUUAGUUUACUAUAGUUUUCACUCGAUUGCUGCCGACAAGUGAUAGAUCGGUCAAAGACUAAAAGUGUUUCAUUAUAUCUCUUGGAUUAAUUUGCAUACUUCAGAAGGAAUCAAGAUAAACUUAACCACCACUGGUCACUGUAGUGACAGGUAGUGACUAAAUAGCUUUAAUUUGUGUUUGAAUGUGGUACUUCUACAUGUUUAUUAGCACAUUAGCAAGGAAAUGACCAUUUGAGUUACAAGAAUAGGUCCGCCAAGGGUACAUGUAUCUGCGCAUGCUUGCAUAAAUCAGUUUGUACCACUGAGCUAUA
Molecule: messenger RNA, 1418 nt
Organism: Dendronephthya gigantea
Lineage: Eukaryota; Metazoa; Cnidaria; Anthozoa; Malacalcyonacea; Nephtheidae
Exons: 3
Coding region: 107-769 (220 amino acids)
Source: RefSeq, a predicted model, not a curated record